AUGAGGAUAAGUUAUAGUCGCCAAGUGUGCCACAGUGGUGCAAAAUCAUUGAAAACACCAGCUAUGAGAAAUCCCAUGUCCCCCACGGAACAGCACUCACAGCAUAAUUCUACUCUGGCGGCCUCACCCUUUGUUUCUAACGUAUCUGCAGCAAGGACACAACAGAAUUUAGCAAAUGAUACUCAAAAUGAUCAUUCUCAACCCUGGAACAGAACCAAUACGACAACCAGUCCUUACCAAUCGUUGGCCAAUAGCCCUUUGAUACAAAAGCUACAGGCAAAUAUCAUGACCCCGCACCAGCCAUCGAUCAAUUCCGGUUCUGCUGCCGGCAAUAAUGCAAACGACAACAACUUAUUGGCUUCCAUGUCUAAGAAUAGCAUGUUUGGUUCUACUAUACCGUCCACAUUGAGAAAAGUGAGCCUGCAGCGGGAAUACAAAGAUUCGAUUGAUGGCACGCUUGAUGAUGGUGACGACAACAAUGGUAAUACGACUGUGAAUACUAAUAAUGAUCGAGAGAGUAAACUAGAAAAUAAUGGGCCUCUGACGACAACUACAUUGACGACAACAACUACGGCGACUCAAUUAGAUGUUUCUGAAUUGUCAGCUAUAGAGAGACUGAGACUUUGGAGGUUUGACGCAUUGAUGCAACAUAUGUACAGGACGGCAGAAUACAUUGCUGAUAAAGUAUACACCAUAUCGAAUGAUCCUGAUGACGCCUUUUGGCUGGGUCAGGUAUACUAUAACAAUAACCAGUACGUAAGAGCUGUGGAACUUAUUACCAGAAACAAUUUGGAUAGCAUUAAUAUUUUAUGCCGAUACUUAUUAGGACUUUCUUUUGUGAAGUUACAAAAAUAUGAUGACGCUCUCGAUGUCAUAGGCGAGUACAACCCAUUCAGUGAGGAUCCAACAUUUGCAGCUGCAAACGUCACGAGCAAUAACGGGACUAAUAGUAGCACGUCACAACCUACCGAUGGGGGAAUAAAAAUGGAAUCAUCAUUGUGUUUUUUGAGAGGGAAAAUAUAUUUUGCGCAAAAUAAUUUCAACAAGGCAAAGGAGGCGUUUCGUGAAGCCAUCUUGGUGGACAUAAAGAAUUUUGAAGCUUUUGAAAUGCUCCUUUCAAAAAAUCUACUAACUCCACAAGAGGAAUGGGACCUGUUCCAUUCUUUAGAUUUCAAAGAGUUUGGCGAGGACAGAGAAAUUAUGAAAAACCUUUAUAAAAUCAACUUGUCCAAAUACAUCAAUACAGAUGAGAUAACGAGGUCCAAUGAGAUUCUAACAGAGGAAUACAAGUUGGGUGAUAAUGUAGACGUAAUAAGAAGCAGAGUAGAUAUUCUUUACACGCAAUGCAAAUUCAACGAGUGCUUAGAGUUAUGCGAAGCUGUUUUGGAAAAUGAUGAAUUCAACACGAACAUUCUGCCAACGUAUAUCGGAUGCUUGUAUGAACUGUCCAAUAAAAAUAAGCUUUUUCUUUUAUCACAUCGUUUAGCAGAGAAUUUCCCUAAAUCUGCGAUUACUUGGUUCAGCGUUGCCACAUAUUAUAUGAGCCUAGACAGAAUUAGCGAAGCUCAAAAAUACUAUUCUAAAUCCUCGAUACUAGACCCGAGCUUUGCAGCUGCAUGGCUAGGAUUUGCACAUACAUAUGCCCUGGAAGGUGAACAAGACCAAGCGUUGACAGCAUAUUCUACAGCGUCAAGAUUUUUCCCCGGGAUGCACCUGCCAAAAUUGUUUCUCGGAAUGCAGUUUAUGGCCAUGAAUUCAUUGAACUUGGCAGAAUCAUAUUUCGUCCUGGCAUACGACAUCUGCCCCAAUGAUCCCUUAGUUUUAAAUGAAAUGGGUGUGAUGUAUUUCAAAAAAAACGAAUUCGUUAAAGCCAAGAAAUACUUAAAGAAGGCGUUGGAAGUGGUGAAAGAUUUAGAUCCAGGUUCGAGAACGACAAUAUCGAUUCAAUUAAAUUUAGGCCACACUUAUAGAAAGUUGAAUGAAAACGAGAUUGCCAUCAAAUGCUUUAAAUGUGUCCUAGAAAAAAAUGACAAAAACUCAGAAAUCCAUUGUUCACUAGGUUAUCUGUAUUUAAAGACCAAAAAAUUGCAGAAGGCUAUUGACCAUCUGCACAAGUCAUUAUAUCUGAAGCCUAAUAAUGUAUCUGCGACGACAUUACUGAAAAACGCCCUAGAAUUAAACGUUACGUUAUCGCUGGACUCCAGUCAUCCGCUGCUUGACAAGUCGAAUCUAAUGGAUCAAGCAAACAAAAACAAGACUUUAGUCAACAAGAAAAGGUCUUCGUUGGCAUAUGAUCCUGUUAAUAUGGCCAAGAGGUUGAGGACCCAAAAGGAGCUUUUUGAUCAGAACAAUGAGUUUCUCAAAGCGGGAGUGCACGACAGUAAAAAUGGCAGUAAUGAUAAUGGUGAUGAUGAUUUUGACGCUGAUAUGGAGUUAGAGUAA
This is a messenger RNA of Saccharomyces eubayanus, 2442 nucleotides long. RefSeq names its product anaphase promoting complex subunit CDC16 (gene CDC16). The transcript has a single exon. Gene Ontology annotation, molecular function: protein binding. Gene Ontology annotation, biological process: cell division. Lineage: Eukaryota; Fungi; Ascomycota; Saccharomycetes; Saccharomycetales; Saccharomycetaceae. Bases 1 to 2442 code for a protein of 813 amino acids. The record is from RefSeq and is a predicted model, not a curated record.